UCCUUACGGCGCGUUUGCUGCAUCUGUCUCUGGGGUUUUAGAGCGGCGCGUCUGCUCUUUGCAAAGACUGAACUUAUAAUAUACCUUUCGCGCUGCUGGGUGGACACUGGGAUCGUUAUACGGGUGUUGCUCGCACAAAGGGAUAUGGGAGCACUACUUCUAAAUCUUUUAUUUUCGGAUUGUUGGGGGAGUUCUUGCUGGUUGUUUAUCUUGGUUUUCUGGAGAUCGUUCACUACUACCAACAACGGAAAUCUGGUCGGCGGUCUUACAAAGGUCAAAGGGCGGGUACAUGGGAUUCGUUCCGAUUCCUGUCUAAACAAAUCUUUCUAGGGGAGUUGUACUCAUGUAAAGGGAGCACAAACGCUCGGUG
This is a messenger RNA of Aaosphaeria arxii CBS 175.79, 370 nucleotides long. RefSeq lists its product as uncharacterized. Lineage: Eukaryota; Fungi; Ascomycota; Dothideomycetes; Pleosporales. The record is from RefSeq and is a predicted model, not a curated record. Bases 145 to 330 code for a protein of 61 amino acids. The transcript has a single exon.